Triticum aestivum (bread wheat) is the source of this 2330-nucleotide messenger RNA. RefSeq lists its product as uncharacterized. The coding region runs from base 547 to 2157 and encodes 536 amino acids. NCBI's taxonomy places the organism in Eukaryota, Viridiplantae, Streptophyta, Magnoliopsida, Poales, Poaceae. The transcript is spliced from 2 exons. Gene Ontology annotation, molecular function: nucleic acid binding. The record is from RefSeq and is a predicted model, not a curated record.
CCCCUUUGCUUCUUCCUCCUCUCCGGUCGCCCGCCGGCAGGAACUAGCCCAGCGCGCCGUCGGCAGCCACCGUACAGCCCAGCGCGCUGCCGCCCACCUCCGUCGCCGUUGCACCGCCGCCCACCUGCGCUGCCGCUGCCAAUCUGUGGCGCCCCUGCCCACCUACGCCGCCCACACAGAGGCGAGCUGGGCUGCCACCCGCACGGAGGCGACUGCUCCUCCGCGGCGACCAACUGGACGCGCGCCUCCUCCACGGCUGACGGCACUUCCCUCGUCACCCUGCUCGCGUCCCCAGCCGGUGCGGCCCGCGCCCUCACCCUCUGCUCGCUUCCUCGCGCCCGUGGCCGCCGGUGCGGGAUUUGGGCAAGUCCCCGACCGUCGCUUCCUUCUGCGCCGCCGCCAUCCCCUCCAGCCUCUGAUGCUGCUGCUGCUGGACGACGCCGACGCCCCCCUGAUCAAGUUCUCGACGUCUGAUGCUGUUGCUCCUCCUCGUCGUCUGAGUCCUCUGCCCCGCCUCUGCUGUUGAAAAGACAGGAGCACACAACUAUGGAUUUGAACUUGAUCCCGGAAGAGGAGGACGAAGCUCAACAAGAAGAACAAGCUCAUCAAGGUGACGCUAUUGAUUUGAACUUGAUCCCGGAAGAGGAGGAUGAAGCUCAACAAGAAGAACAAGCUCAUCAAGGUGAUGCUAUUGAUUUGAACUUGAUCCCGGAAGAGGAGGAUGAAGACAUUGAAUUGAAUUGGUUUCCUGAAGAGGAAGAAGCUCAAGAUGCACAAGAAGAUGCAGAAGUGCAAGAAGCUCAAGAGGCACAAGAAGAUGCAGAGGUGCAAGAAGCUCAAGAAGCUGAUGGACAUGGCAAUCCAAGAGGGAAGGACAUGACAGACAAGGAGAGACAUGGUGUUUACUUUUCUCUUCGAGUAAUCGAGCUUAGAGAUGGACAGGUUCACGUGUAUGACAAGGUGCGCAUUGCGACUAUGCUGAAUGUUAACCUGCGAACAGUUACAAGAAUAUGGAAUCUAGCCAAACGACAACUUGCAACAGGCCAAGAAGUUGAUGUUUCAAGCAAGAAGAACAAAAGUGGUAGGAAGAGAAAAGGACUAGAUCUGUCGAGAAUAGCCACAAUCCCUUUGAACAACAGAAGCAGAAUCCGUUCUCUAGCCAGGUGUUUAGGUGUGCCCCGAUCAACCCUACAUGACAGAUUUCAACUGCAAGAGCUGAAACGCAUCACAAGCACCAUCAAACCCACCCUCAAGCCACAAAACAAGAUAGCGAGACUAAAGUUCUGCCUAUCCAUGAUGGAUGAAAGAUGGAUAUCAAGUCCUUGGCCCAGGUUCAAGCCAAUGACAAAUAUGGUCCACAUCGAUGAGAAAUGGUAUGAUAUGACCCGAGUGAAGAGUAGCUACUACGUACUGCCUGGAGAAGAAGAACCAAAUCGAACUAUGCACAAUACUCAUAGCAUUGGGAAGGUAAUGUUUCUAACAGCUGUGGCCAAACCUCGCUACAAUGAAGAUGGGGAGAUGACAUUUGAUGGAAAACUUGGCAUUUGGCCAUUCGUGGUACAGACCGAGGCACAACGAACAAGCCAGAACAGAGAUAGGGGGACAAUAGAGUUGAAGCCGGUCAAAGUUACUAGACCUAUGUGCAGAGAUUACCUGAUCAAUAAAGUAAUCCCUACCAUUCAAGAAAAAUGGCCUGACGGUAACGAGGACACAACGAUCUUCAUUCAACAAGAUAAUGCAACACCGCAUGUCCUCCCUAAUGAUGCUGGUUUUCUAGAAGCCGUGGCACAGACAGAUCUGGAUAUUCGAUUAUUGCAACAACCACCAAACAGCCCCGAGCUCAGUGUUCUAGAUCUUUGUUUCCACUGCUCCCUCCAAUCCCUAACCGACUGCAGAGCGCCUAUGAAUAUACAGGAACUGGUACAUGGUGUAGAGGAGGAGUUUGAGAACUACAAUGCCCAUAAGUUGUUCAAAAGCUUUAUGACAUUGCAAGCAGUCAUGGUUGAAGUGAUGAAAGAUCAAGGAGGAAACAACUACAAGAUGCCGCAUCUGCAUAAGGAAUGUCUACAGAAUGCUGGAGAGGAAAUAAUCGGUGUAUACUGCAGUCCUGAGCUAAUUACUGACACCAAGGCCAUUAUAGAACAAGGAAAUGAUUAGAUAGAGAAAGGAAAAAGGAAAGGGAAAGGGAAAAGGAAAAGAAAGGAUAAGAAUAUGUGAUGUGUCAUGUGUAUGUAUUGUGUCAUGUGUAUGGCUUGUGUCGUAUGUAUGUAUUGUGUCAUGGGUUCAAUGAGAAAUGGUAGGAAAAGAAAGGAUCGAAGUAUUUGGAUUUA